AUGGCCACAAGGUAUUUCAAAUUGGUGCAAUCACAUGAAGAGAUUGUACGGCUCAAUGUCGAGAUCAAAUGCUUACAUUGUUGGGUUGAGCACGAGGACAGGACCACAUUGGAAGCUAUUGAUUCACUCCUCGCUGAUGACCCAGAUUCUCCACUCAUAGCCGAGUUGAAGACAUUGUAUGCCAAGCACCACCAUGUCAACAACAACCAUCACAAGCAACUCCAACAAAUUUACACACUCGACAGAUACACAGGUGAUCGUCUUCCUACAGACCAGACAGUGACUGCAUCCAAUGGAGACAGAGAUGACAAGGGUAGCAUGAAUGGUCCUGAAGAUGAUGCUAUGAACAAGGAGGCCAUGAGACUUGAAGAUUUAGUGUCGCAUUCUUUGUAA
Suillus subaureus is the source of this 393-nucleotide messenger RNA. RefSeq lists its product as uncharacterized. The transcript has a single exon. The record is from RefSeq and is a predicted model, not a curated record. The coding region runs from base 1 to 393 and encodes 130 amino acids. NCBI's taxonomy places the organism in Eukaryota, Fungi, Basidiomycota, Agaricomycetes, Boletales, Suillaceae.